Botrytis fragariae is the source of this 486-nucleotide messenger RNA. RefSeq lists its product as uncharacterized. The transcript is spliced from 2 exons. Lineage: Eukaryota; Fungi; Ascomycota; Leotiomycetes; Helotiales; Sclerotiniaceae. The record is from RefSeq and is a predicted model, not a curated record. The coding region runs from base 1 to 486 and encodes 161 amino acids.
AUGACAACCCCAUCCUACGAUCCCCGAACCGACGCACUCGAUGCCUGGUCAUCCGAAUCAAAUGUCUUCCCAAGAAACCCUUCCGAUCCCAGCUAUCCCGGAUCCCUCGAUCCAAACACCAUCCAAAUCCCCGACCCCCGCAUCUUCAACCCCAAUCCCAACUAUUCCCGAUAUCCCAUCCCCUAUAUCGGAAUCCCCUAUGCAGAAUGGGAGAAGGAGAUGAAGAAAAAAUUGAAGGCGUAUAGCGACGCACGUUUUUCGAUUCGGAUGGCGUAUGUGCUGUCGAGGUUGGGGGAAAAACCGAGAGCGUAUCUGGAGGUAAGGAUGAGUAUUCAUAAAAAGUUUGAGUUUAAGAAUACGGAUGAGAUGUUUGAGGUGUUGGAGAAAGUUUAUGGAGGGGUUUGUGGAGGGAUGAAGGAGAGGAUGAAUGCGGAGGUGGGUUCUGAGAAUGGUGAGGGGGUUGUGAGAUGGAGGGAGGACUCUUAG